AUGAAGCGAACACGAAACCAGGAAAACUGUUCAAGCAGAAGUUUUGGCCCCGAUGAAGCUGACUGUAGAAGUACCACUGACUCAGGAGGACUAAAGCUUCCACAGCAGGCCAACAACAGUAGUGCAUCAAGGCGCGGGGCCGGCCGAGCUGAGCGCUCCUCUCGGGGCCAGGUGUGGUUCCAGAACAGACGGACCAAGUGGCGGAAGCGGCACGCGGCAGAGAUGGCCUCGGCGAAGAAGAAGCACGACUCCGAGACGGAGAAGCUGAAGGAGAGCUCGGACAAUGAGGACGAUGACGAAUACAACAAACCCCUGGACCCCAACUCAGACGAUGAGAAAAUCACGAGGCUAUUGAAAAAGCACAAAUCCACGAACCUCGCCCUCGUCAGCCCCUGCAGCACCAGCUCGGACACGUUGUGAGUGGUGCGGCUGGAUGUUGAAGUGGUGUAUUGUACAGCCCGAGAUGUAUGUGAAAUGUAUAUAUUUUUUACAGAAUAAGUUAUGAAAUUAUUUUCUUUCUCAUCGAUGUAAAUUUCAGAGGAAUCUUUACGACUUCUUGGUUUUCCUUUCAUGUCCCUUUCAGGUUCGCUCCUCUCUCUUUCAGCCAAUUCCUGCUCCUAACAAUCAGCGUUUGUGAACGUUUUGUAUGGAGCACAAAACCCCAGUGCGGCCACUUUGUACAUAGUGAACUUCAGAUUUUGUGAUGUAUAUUUCUAGUGUAAAAACGGCGUUUUCUUUCACUCCCUCCCUCUGCUCAGGGGUUUGGCGGUUUGAUUUCUUCUGCCUCCGGAUUUUAUGCUUAAUAAUAUCAAAAGAGGGGAGGAAAAAA
Molecule: messenger RNA, 829 nt
Organism: Meleagris gallopavo (turkey)
Lineage: Eukaryota; Metazoa; Chordata; Aves; Galliformes; Phasianidae
Source: RefSeq, a predicted model, not a curated record